Molecule: messenger RNA, 1496 nt
Organism: Arabidopsis lyrata subsp. lyrata
Lineage: Eukaryota; Viridiplantae; Streptophyta; Magnoliopsida; Brassicales; Brassicaceae
Product: GTP-binding nuclear protein Ran-4
Exons: 4
Coding region: 320-1201 (293 amino acids)
Biological process (GO): ribosomal subunit export from nucleus; protein import into nucleus
Cellular component (GO): nucleus; cytoplasm
Molecular function (GO): GTP binding; GTPase activity
Source: RefSeq, a predicted model, not a curated record
UAUGGUUAAAUUUUUAAAAUCACAUUAUUGUUUUAAUCAUUAUUUAAUGUUUAAACACCAAGACUAUCUCCUUAUUAAUGUUGUGGCCAAAUUUAUUUAUGUUAUGAACAUACUGUAUAUAACUUAAAACAAAAUUUCGCCUAAAAAUAGGGUGGGAAAUAAAUAUAGAAGAUAUCUUUUUACAUUAUUGUUUUAGGCAUUAUAAUUUUAAGACAACAAAAUUAUCUCCUUAUAAUUAAAUUUAUGAAUGUUAUAAACAAAAAUAAUUUAAAACAAAACUUUCGUCUAAAAAUAGCGCGGGUAAUCACUUAGUAUUUAUAUGCAAGAAAAAUCUCCCUUACACCUCCACAUCACAUCAAAUCAUCUUAGAUUUUACUCUUUCUUUCUCUCGUGCUUCCUAAAAGAUGGUAAAGUGCUCUUCCCUUUGUUUGUUUCUUUGUUCUCUUUUCUUUCUUGGCUAAAUUCGUUGUGUGUAUCUUGUUUGUUUCAGGCUUUAUCUAACGAACAAAACGUCGAUUGUCCAACCUUCAAGCUUCUCAUUGUUGGUGAUGGAGGCUCUGGAAAAACCACCUUUUUGAAGAGACAUCUGACUGGGGAAUUUGAGCAGAAUCAUGAACCUACUGUUGGGGUGGAGGUUUAUCCUUUAGAUUUCUUCACUAACCGCGGCAAGAUCCGUUUUGAAUGCUGGGAUACUGCUGGACAAGAGAAGUAUAGUGGUCUAAAGGAUGCAUACUACAUCCAUGGUCAAUGUGCAAUAAUCAUGUUUGAUGUCACCGCACGGAACACAUACAUGAACGUAGACACAUGGUACCGUGAUCUCCGCAGGUACAAGAAAUUUUUAUUUUCUGAUUUUUUGUAUAAUUGCGUCUAUAUUUUGAAACAUGAAAUACUUAUAAUGUGGGUUUUGGAUAUUAAUUAUACAGGGUAUGCAAGAACAUUCCGAUUGUUCUGUGUGGUAACAAAGUUGAUGUGCCGAGUAGACAAAUCAAGCCGAAGCAUGUAUCGUUCCACAGGAAGAAGGGUCUGCAGUACUAUGAGAUGUCUACGAAGAGCAAUUGCAAUUUUGAGAAACCCUUUUUGUAUCUUGCUAGAAGACUUGCUGGAGACGCAAAACUAUCCUUUGUGGAGUCACCAGCUCUUGCUCCAACAGAAGCUCACAUUGAUGACAUUGACGUUGAUUGUCUGCAACUGUUGGGAUUGAAGCUGAGCUCGUAGAGGCGGGAACUCAGCCACUCCCUGAUGACGAGGAUAUCGUUUGAAUUGAAAACCCUAUCGAUUGAGUAAUCGUUUAAUAAUUGAUUGUCGUUUUUAGCUUUGAGUCAUGUGUAAUAAAAAUAAUUGCGUGGUUUAUGAGACAAAAUUAUCUACCUUUUUGGUGAUGAUUGAGUAAUGUUCAUGUGGAAUAUAAUGUUUUUACAUUUGUAAUUGCAUGGACAUGUAAGAAUGAGAUUGUGACUAUAUUUUAUAAAUGGUAUUUUUCUUUCCCUUUUAACAAA